Arabidopsis lyrata subsp. lyrata is the source of this 2440-nucleotide messenger RNA. RefSeq names its product factor of DNA methylation 5. Lineage: Eukaryota; Viridiplantae; Streptophyta; Magnoliopsida; Brassicales; Brassicaceae. The record is from RefSeq and is a predicted model, not a curated record. The coding region runs from base 296 to 2197 and encodes 633 amino acids. The transcript has 8 exons. Gene Ontology annotation, biological process: gene silencing by siRNA-directed DNA methylation.
CGACGAUUCCCAUUCCCAAGUUCAUUUUCGCGACAUUACUGCGUUUCGGGUUUCUAUGUGAUUGUUGAAUUUUUGUCUUACGCGCCGGCUCUCGUUGGUGUUUUCGAUUUAGGUAUUUCCAUGUGAGACUAACAUUUGGCUCGUUUACUCGCAGAUAAAAAGAGAAUUUCUUCUGAUCGUAAAGGCAUUCUUCAAAGAACGUGUUUGUGGAACCUGUUUUGUUUCUUAUAUCUGUCCUUUGUCAACUAAUCCUGUAAAUCAGGUGAAAACUCGGUGUUACAGGCCACCUACUAGGAUGGAUAACAGUUCUGAUGAAGAGUCAGAGAUCAGUGAGUCUGAGAUUGAUGUCUAUUAUGUAAAACCUUACGAGCUACUGAAGAAUGGGGAGUACAAGGUUAAGGUGAAGGACACAUUCAGGUGCCCCUUUUGUUCUGGGAAGAAGAAGCAGCAUUACAAGUAUAAGGAGCUACUUGCUCAUGCGUCUGGUGUUGCCAAAGGAUCUUCGAGUAGAAGUGCUAAGCAAAAAGCUAAUCACUUUGCAUUGGCAAAGUACAUGGAGAACGAGCUUGCUGGUGAUGCUGAUGUCCCACGCCCACAAAUUCCCUCGUCCUCAUCGAAGCAGUCUCAACUAGUUGUGGAUGACAUUUAUGUCUGGCCUUGGAUGGGGAUUGUCUUCGACCCGGUAAGAAGAACUGAUAACAAGAAUGUGCUCCUUGAUUCAGCCUACUGGUUGAGGAAGCUCGCCAGAUUCAAUCCCCUUGAAGUGAAAACCCUUUGGCUUGAGCAGGAUUCUGUAGUUGCCGUCAUUCCUCAGUUUAACAGUGGUUGGAGUGGGUUUAAGAGUGCCACAGAGCUUGAGAAGGAAUAUGAGAUUAGGGGCUGCGGCAGAAAGGACUGGAUUGAUAAAAGAGGAGACUGGAGGUCUAAGGCUUAUGGUUGGUGCGCACGCGCGGAUGACUACAACUCUCAAGGGUUGAUAGCAGAGUACCUGUCCAAAGUAGGAAAACUGAGAAGUUUCUCUGAUAUCUCCAAGGAGGAAAUUCAGAAUAAGAAUAUUGUGGUGGAUGAUCUAGCAAAUAAAAUUGCUAAGAAAAAUGAGGAUCUGAACAAGGUCCAGUACAAGUGCAAUGAGAACGCGAUCUCUCUGCGCAGGGUUCUUAUAGAGAAAGACGAGCUGGACCAACUUUAUAAAGAAGAAACAAAAAAAAUGCAGGAGUUUUCGCGGGAGAAUAUCAACAGGAUCUUUAGAGAAAAGGAGAGGCUAACCAAUGAACUGGAGGCUAAGAUGAAUAAUCUGAAGGUUUGGUCCAAACAAUUGGACAAGAAGCAAGCACUAACUGAACUGGAGAGACAAAAGCUUGAUGAGGACAAGAAGAAGAGCGAUGUCAUGAACAGCUCCCUCCAGUUGGCUUCACAGGAGCAGAAAAAGACAGAUGAUCGUGUCUUGAGACUUGUGGAAGAGCACAAGAGGAAAAAAGAAGAGACGUUGAACAAGAUCCUUCAGCUUGAGAAGGAGUUAGACAGUAAGCAGAAACUUCAAAUGGAGAUUCAGGAGCUGAAAGGAAAGCUGAAAGUCAUGAAGCAUGAGGAUGAAGAUGACGAGGACAUCAAGAAGAAAAUGAAGGAGAUGAAGGAACAGCUAGAGUACAAGUGUUCUGAGUUACAAGAUCUAGAGGAAACUAACUCGGCUCUCAUGGUAAAAGAACGUCAAAGCAAUGAUGAGAUACUAGAAGCACGCGAAUUUUUGACUACGGAAUUGAGAGAAUUGUUGAGUGAUCGAACCAUCAUCAGAGUAAAGAGGAUAGGAGAACUUGAGGAAAAGCCCUUCAUGACAGCAUGCAAGCAGAGAUUCACAGUUGAAGAAGCUCAGGUGCAGUAUGCCAUGCUUUGCUCUAAAUGGCAGGAAAACCUCAAGGAUCCAGCGUGGCACCCAUUCAAACAUGUGGGGACUGGAGACAAAAAGAAGGAAGUGGUGGAUGAAGAAGAUGAGCAAAUUAAGAAUCUGAGAGAAGAGUGGGGAGAAGAAGUGAAGAAUGCAGUGAAGACAGCACUGGAGGAGCUUAAUGAGUUUAAUCCUAGUGGCCGGUACUCAGUCCCAGUACUGUGGAAUUCGAAGCAAGGAAGAAAAGCCACACUGAAAGAAGUGAUUGAUUACAUGACACAGCAGAUCAAAACUCUCAAACGCAAACGACCCUAAAAGGAAACAGAUACUGCAGGAGAAAGAAAAAUCUGGUCGUUGGUUUCAAACUUUUAACCGUUUAAUUAUGCCAUUAAUAAAUUGAAGACCUGUUUAUAUGUUUUGUAAAGUGUUGGGGCUUUUCUGUCUCACGGUGAUUUUUGUCUAUACUAAUUUCCUUAAAACUAUCUGAAGUUAUGUGAUCAUAAUUAUUUGAAGUUGCACUAUGAGCCUGGCAAAUAAUAUGUUUUUGUAUGUUCCGUA